Molecule: messenger RNA, 427 nt
Organism: Fundulus heteroclitus (mummichog)
Lineage: Eukaryota; Metazoa; Chordata; Actinopteri; Cyprinodontiformes; Fundulidae
Gene: ndufa2
Product: NADH:ubiquinone oxidoreductase subunit A2
Exons: 3
Coding region: 39-341 (100 amino acids)
Source: RefSeq, a predicted model, not a curated record
CGCGCCGCAGUGUCCUUGACAGACAACAAGAAGCCAAGAUGGCGGCCUCCGCAGUCCGGACUCUGGGCUCCAGUUUGGCCAAAAACCUCCGAGAGAUCCGCCUCCACCUCUGCCAGAGCUCUGCGGCCAGCCAGGGCGCCAGGGACUUUGUGGAGCAGAACUACGUGACUCUGAAGAAGGCCAACCCGGACUUCCCCAUCCUGAUCCGAGAGUGUUCUGGAGUCCAGGCCCGGCUCUGGGCCCGAUACGAUUUUGGGAAGGAGAGGAGCGUCUCUGUGGACAACAUGUCAGCGGACCAGGUGGCCGCCGCCCUGCAGACUCUGGCUCAGUCCAAACCUUAAGCCCGGUUCUGGUUCCACGUCCCAUUCUGCUGAGUCGGGUGUCUUUCUGUAAAUGUGUUGAUAUGAAUAAAGAUUCUGCUUCCACA